Molecule: messenger RNA, 1170 nt
Organism: Dinoponera quadriceps
Lineage: Eukaryota; Metazoa; Arthropoda; Insecta; Hymenoptera; Formicidae
Product: exosome complex component MTR3-like
Exons: 4
Coding region: 264-1106 (280 amino acids)
Biological process (GO): U4 snRNA 3'-end processing; poly(A)-dependent snoRNA 3'-end processing; nuclear mRNA surveillance
Cellular component (GO): cytoplasmic exosome (RNase complex); nuclear exosome (RNase complex); nucleolus
Source: RefSeq, a predicted model, not a curated record
CCUCGGUCACAAUAUGACCAUACGCAGUACCGACGACAUAUAAUAUAUAUAUAGACAUCACUUCCUUACAUAUAUGUAUAUAUAUAUAUUUCGUAUAUGUGGUUGCACGGAGAAUUGCGGACGCGUAUACUAUUGAAGUGCCACCAGAGAAUGUAGGCAAAACGUACCGAAUUGCAAAGAACGCAGCUAAAAAGAACAGACCCGAAAAAGAACUUGGUUCUUGUUUUGACGGUUCGAGUAACAGAACGAUAGGUUAAAUUAAAAUGCCGGUCGACCAGAAACGCAUCAACGGGCCGGAGUCUUCCGUUCCGUACGAUAUUUACAUUCAUUCCGAAUUGAAGGACAAUGAAGUACAAAAUGACGCAUUGAAAAGGCACGACGGUCGCUCAAACAACGAGCUUAGAAAUAUAUUUUUAAGGACAGGUAUUGUUAGUCAAGCCAAAGGCUCUGCUUAUAUCGAGAUGGGCGAUACAAAAGUCAUCUGCUCGGUGUUUGAUCCCAGAGAGGUACCAAAUAAAACCGGCUACUGCGUGCAAGGUGAGCUGUACUGCGAAUUCAAAUUCGCGUCCUUCUCUCAUCGCAAACGGAAGAUGCAUCAGCAGGACACCGAGGAGAAAGAGUACAGUUUAGUACUGCAAAGGGCUCUGGAGCCAGCAGUGUGUUUAAACGAGUUUCCUAACUUCCAAGUGGACAUUUAUGCAACAGUCUUAGAUAAUGGUGGAUCGGCCCUUGCUGCUGCGAUCAUGGCAGCUAGUUUAGCCUUAGCAAAUGCGGGUGUGCCGAUGUACGGCUUGGUCACAGCAUCCACCAUUGCAGUACACAAUGGUAUGUACUUGGUGGAUCCGACAGAUAAAGAAGAAAGCUUCUGUUGCUCCAAUUCCGAGCCAGGCGGAAAUUGCGAUCAUGGGAUCAUCGUGCAAGCGGCCCUUCCGCAGCACGGUCAGAUCUCUGAAAUGUUUGCUGUAGGAAGCUUCGAUACGGAUACGAUUGUACAUUCCAUGGAUCUCUUGAGCACAGCUUAUAAAGACAUACGUCCCUUAUUGGAACAGUGUCUCGUGAAAACUAUAUUUAAGGUAUUCCGCUCACCGCAGAAAAAUAAGAAAUGAGAGUACAGCAUAUUUGUUGAAUUCCUUUGUGUAUAAAAUUGUUAAUAAAAUAUCUAAUAACGGG